UCUGCUCGGGAUUGCAUCCGCGGCCGCCGGGCUGCUGCCGGGAGGCUGUCUCCCCUGCCUCUCUUUGGAAAUCCCCAUAGGGACCCUAUAUUGGGGCUGGGCUCGUCUCUUCCUGCCCCUUGCCCAGCCACGCUGCUUGCAUUGGGACCAGCCGAUUCAAUUCCCCGGUAGAGAAAGACGGGAUGGCAUUCAGAUGACCGCGGCAGACGCGUGUCUGCACUAAACAAGGGGCGUCAACGGAGCUUGCAGUGGGAGCUUUAGUUUCAAAAAGUUUUAAAAUGUUUCCCACCCGGGCAGUAAGGAGCCUCUCUUAUCAAUUGUGAAUAUAUAGCUUUGUUUUCUGGGGCUUCGCUUCCUUUUUUAUUUUUUGCAAGAACACCCCCGCGAGGCUUCUUGCUCCCCAUGGAUGCAAAAUGUUCCCAGCUUUUGCCUUCCGUUUGCACCAUCCUGGCCGAUCCCGGGCACCCCGUGGCGGAUGAUACUUGUCUGGAAAAACUUCUGGACUGGUUCAAGGCUCUGGCCAGCGCUGGGCCUAGUGUGCUGGUGUUAAAAGAGAACCCGUGUCUGAUCGAGUUGAUCCUGGCGGUGCUCAAACAAGGGGAACCGGAUCCCAUCCUUCUGUCUUUCAUCCUGAGGCUCACGGGAAUCUUUGCCGCUUCCGAAAGCAGCUUCCAGUAUUUGCAGCAGCAGGAGGUGGUGUUUGGAGCCUUCGGAGAGGCAGGUCCCCUGGGCAGCCCCCUCUGGGAAGACAUGACCAUUCGGAGCGGCUGGGUGCAAGGGGCCUACACCAUGCUGCGACAUUACAGCGCCUUCCAGUUCCUCUGCAACUCUGGAGCUCUAGAUAUGAUCUUCACUCUUCAAGAAGACCCCAGCCUCUUCAUCGCUGCAGCAGCCAACCGGCUUCUUGCCCGCCUGCUCAUUUUCUCUGUAGAGUCCGAGCCGUCUCGUCUUCUCAGCUCAAAGGACUGCGAUUGGCCGGCCUGUGCUCGGAUGAUGGUCGCCCGUGUUGAGGAGGCUCUCACGUCCCGCUCUUCGUCCCGGAUCAAGCAUUCCCUGAAGCUCUUAAUGACGCUAUUUGAACACAGCCAGGAUGCCUGGACCGAAAUCUUGUGGUCACGCCUAGCAGAAACGGUGGAAGCCCUCCUGAUGGAAGAUUCUGUCCAUGUAGGACCCUGGUUUGUUGAUUUGUUCCUUAGCAUGGCGAGGUCUCCUGCAUUUAGCUCUCAUGAAUGCAGCCUUUGGAAGCUGGUGGCCCUUGCCCUGAAGAAUAUCAGCCUGGCUCAUGUCGGCCCUCUAGCACAUGGACUUUUGAAGCUGGAGGCAUGCCCGCAGGCCCUCCAAGCCCAGAGCCUGGCUGUUUUGCUCCAGCCGAUGGAUGGCAUCUUGCGAGCCACUUCGCCUCACGCAGCCUCCCCAAAUGCUUCCUCUGCAGAGACUCGACUCUUCUCUACCGGUCUCCUGUGUCAGACGAUGGCUCACCUCAAGGAGAUCCAGGAGUUGUCCUGCUUCCCAGUAGAGUUUCCGCAUCAGCCUUUGAUAUGCUCCGUGGUGACCAUACUACAGUUUUGCGCUGGCCAGGCUGUGUCGUCCUCCUCCUUUGGAGCUACACUAGGCCACCUCUUGAUUGGCAGCUUUCGAGUCCAGAGGGCAGCGCUCAGCCUCCUGGGAGCCCUCUCACGAUGGGCUGCCUCUGUCCAGGACGAAGAAAGGCUGCAAGUGUUUGACGUCUUCCUGACGUACUUACGGAGUCCAGACAGCAGUCCUGUGAUUUUUAAGAAAGCCCUUCAAGGAACCCUAAAGUGGCUUCGGAGUGCCUUGCGACCUUCCGUCUCCCUUGCCGAUGUCCAGCAACGCCAAAAGUUUCUCAGAGAUACGCUGCGGGUGUUACGGAAACAUCUGUGCAGUCCAAGCUGGGAAGUACGCGAUUCCUCCCUGGAGUUUCUCAGCCUGGCGAUGAAGCAUUUGAGAGGACUCGACUGGUUUUGGCAAGAGCUGCUCUCCUCAGAGGUGCCCAGGCUUCUGGAAGAUCUCCUGGGUGAUCCCGAGAGCUAUGUGCGUGCCAGCGCCGUGAGGACUUGGGGCCGUUUCUCCCUCAUGGCCUACUCUGGCCCAGAAGUGCCUGUUUGCAAAAGCAAUGAAAACCCCAAAGAGCUCUGCGUCGGCGGCGUUCGCUUGCUGGAAAUCUUGUCUUCAGACGCCGAAGGUUUCCCUCGCCGAGCUGCCAUCGGCGUCUUCCUUGACUGGCUGAAGGAAGGACACCCCGAGGCCUCGGCAAGCCCCGCCGAGUUUGUUUCCCGAGCUCUUCAAGCCGUGGAUGGAGACCUAGAUUGGGAAGUCAAAAUGGCCGCUCUGGACCUGGUGGGAGUUUUCAUCGGCCAGACGUUCGGCCAGCUCGAGCAGAGCUCCACUUCAGCUGGUUCUUCGCUUGCCAAUCUUGCCGACGUGCUGCGGCUCUUUGGCCAAAUGAAAAUGUUGGGCUUCCUUUUCAGGGCCCUCCAAGACUGCGACAGGCCAGUGGCGGUCAAGGCCUGCGAGGUCCUUUUGGCUCUGAAAUCUUCCGUUUGCAAACACCGGUCGAAAUCAUCACCGUCAGGAGAUGCUUCCGGGCUAAAGAAAGUUCCCACGGAGAGCUCCUCCUCUCCUCUCUCCAGCCUUCCUGCCGGGGAGGCCGCUGAAAAGGACUGCCAGGAUCCCGAAAGGCUGCGCCAGAUCCUAGAAUUCACCAACCUGGAGGGUUUGCGAAGGGCUUUGGACGUGAGCAGCGAUCACUUGGAGAGGAGCCCGCAGUCCCUCCUGCAGGACCUCCUGGCUGCGGCAGGCGACGCGGAGGAGAACCGAGUAGAUUGCUAUUGAAAGGAGGGGCUGGAGAGCUCGCUGGCCGGCUUGGAAAAGGGCCCGCUUUCAGAACGGAGGGACUGCGAGCGCGUUUCUUUUUUCCAGGCACCUCCUGAAAGCGGGCCUGGCAGAGCGAAUUAAAACUGAAACUCGGGUACAGGGAGAAUAAGCACCAAAGAAGAGCGAACGAACAAAAGGCAAAACUCACGCGGAGUGAAUGCAAGGGGUAAAAAUAAAUAAAAUAAA
Molecule: messenger RNA, 3081 nt
Organism: Pseudonaja textilis
Lineage: Eukaryota; Metazoa; Chordata; Lepidosauria; Squamata; Elapidae
Gene: BRAT1
Product: BRCA1 associated ATM activator 1
Biological process (GO): cell population proliferation; DNA damage response; positive regulation of protein phosphorylation
Cellular component (GO): nucleus
Source: RefSeq, a predicted model, not a curated record